Molecule: messenger RNA, 2134 nt
Organism: Clupea harengus (Atlantic herring)
Lineage: Eukaryota; Metazoa; Chordata; Actinopteri; Clupeiformes; Clupeidae
Product: meprin A subunit beta-like
Exons: 13
Coding region: 1-2046 (681 amino acids)
Biological process (GO): proteolysis
Cellular component (GO): membrane
Molecular function (GO): zinc ion binding; metalloendopeptidase activity; protein binding
Source: RefSeq, a predicted model, not a curated record
AUGGAGCUGUACGUCGAACCACACCUUGUUCACAAGUCCGACAGUCUCCCACCACUCGUCAAACGUCAGCCCACCCAGCAAAUCAAAAUUCACAACAAAUUCUGCCAUUCUAUUUACGAUCAGGUUGCUUGCUACUUUACCAGGAAGAGGAGAUCCAUCUCUGCUGCUCGCACCCUUUGGCCGCUGCCUGUCCCAUAUAGCCUAUACUUGAGCCUUGACAUGAAUGCCCAAGGAGUCAUCCUGAAAGCCUUUGAGCAAUUCAGGUUGAAAACGUGCAUCGACUUCAGGCCCCAGCAAUUCUGGUUUGAACAACACAUUGCCCUGAAGUGGGGAAUAGGAUGCUGGUCUGAGGUGGGAAGACAGCCUUCAUUGGCACAGGAUCUGUCCAUUGGCCCUAACUGUGACACUGUGGCUACAGUGGAACAUGAGCUCAUGCAUGCUCUGGGCUUCUGGCAUGAGCAGUCCAGAUAUGACCGGGACAAUUAUGUCUCAAUCAACUGGGAGAACAUUAAAGCAGGGGAGGAGAACAAUUUUGAAGUUGGAACAAAUGACACCAACAGCACCAUGAGUACACCUUAUGACUACCUGUCCAUCAUGCACUACCCCAAAGAUGCCUUCACCAAUGGAAAUGGAUCAACCAUCAUCACAAAACUACCUGAGUUCCAGGAUGUGAUUGGACAGCGACUUGAUAUGAGCCACUAUGAUAUAGAAGAACUCAACAGGAUGUACGAAUGCAAUGAAUCUAUCUCCUUUCUGGACCACUUCAGCUUUGAUGAGGGCAUGCGUGAGAUGAGUUCAGCUGGAUGGCAGAGAGUGAGCCGAGCUGAUGGAGGUCCCCACUCAGACCACACCUACCUGGGCACUGACUCUCAGGGCACCGGCUUCUUCAUGCACUUCAGCACCAAGAGAGGCAGCGUGGGAGACUCCGCCAGAUUGCAGACCAGGAGGAUGACCCCCAGAAGAAGCUGCAAGAUCCAGUGCCUUGAGUUCUUCUACUACCACAGUGGGAGUUGGUCUGACCAGCUCAACAUCUGGAUAAGAGAGUUUGAUGGUGUGGAUGACACUGAAGGAACUCGUAGAUUCAUGGGCCAGAUAAAAGGUAUUUUUGCAUUUAACCCAACCACUCAAUGCCAUUUCAACUUUUGUUCCCCAGCUGAUUACUGGAAGCUCCACCAUGUUCCUCUGGACGCCACUAAGACCUUCCAGGUGGAGUUUGAGGCCCGCAAAGGAGCAGGGUCCUCCAGCGGUGGCUUCUCUGUGGACGACAUCAACCUGUCAGAGACCGAGUGCCCCCAUCAGACAUGGCAGAUCAGGAACUUUGAGGAAAAGUUAAACACAAGUCCCAAUAACUCUUUUCUCCUCAGCCCAAAAUACUACUCUAUCGAUGGGUAUAGGUAUCAGCUAAUGGUACGACUGAACAAGGACUAUUUUGGAGUCUUUGUCCGCCUCGUUUCUGGGAUCAAUGAUGACUGGUUGCAAUGGCCGUGUCCAUGGAGACAGGUGACCUUUACACUACUGGACCAGAACCCUCACAUCCAGAAGCGCAUGUCCCAACAAAGAAGUGUAACAACAAGUACUGCAUUGUCUCUUCGUGAAUUCUUUGGCAACCCACGCAUAUGGGGAAGUCCUGAAGAUUUUUACUUCUGGACAUCAUACGUUAAUAAUGGAAGAGGGUAUGGUCUCUUCAUGCCUGCUGCAAAACUUACAUCCAGGGAGUUCCUUAAAGGAGGUGACAUCUUCUUUCUCAUCACUAUGCAAGACAUCUCCAGUUUGGUUCACGAAGAUACUCUUCCAUGCCCCAGCAUAGCAGUGAAGACAUGGCAUGAAGAUGCUCCCACAACAACUUCCUCCAGCACUGUCACAACUUCCGCAAAACCUCACAACUUUCCCACCCCUGGCUGGCCAAAGAUGACCCCACCUGACAGACCCACGACAAUUAACUUCAAACUGGUUAUUUUAGUAAUAUCAUUGUUUGUGGGCUUUAUGAGUGUGAUGUGUAAGGCAUGCUCCUCCAGGCAGGUCCAGGAAGUCCAGGUGCCUGUUUGAGAUGGAAUGGGAUGGUGUAACACAAGCUCUCUAUAAAGCUGGAGAUUCAUUUUCAAAUUCAGUUUAAAUAAAACCUUUUUUUCCAAGA